Molecule: messenger RNA, 1196 nt
Organism: Pseudomyrmex gracilis
Lineage: Eukaryota; Metazoa; Arthropoda; Insecta; Hymenoptera; Formicidae
Gene: RpLP0
Product: 60S acidic ribosomal protein P0
Exons: 5
Coding region: 130-1083 (317 amino acids)
Biological process (GO): ribosome biogenesis; cytoplasmic translation; ribosomal large subunit assembly
Cellular component (GO): cytosolic large ribosomal subunit
Molecular function (GO): large ribosomal subunit rRNA binding; structural constituent of ribosome
Source: RefSeq, a predicted model, not a curated record
GGUUAAUAUUUUUUUCGUCAAUCGUGUCUCGUGGCGGUUUCUGUGUCUGCCAUUUUCCGCCGAACAUCGCAACGGUUUGGUUGCUGAGUCCUUAAAUUCCUGAGGUAUCCCUACUACACACUUUUCAAGAUGGGUAGGGAGGACAAGGCAACUUGGAAAUCAAGUUACUUCACCAAACUUGUUCAACUAUUGGACGAUUACCCCAAGUGCUUCAUCGUAGGCGCAGACAAUGUUGGCUCCAAGCAGAUGCAACAAAUUCGCAUGUCCCUUCGUGGAAAUGCAGUUGUGCUCAUGGGUAAGAACACCAUGAUGAGAAAGGCCAUCAAGGGUCACAUAGAACGUAAUGCCGCAUUGGAAAAGCUGUUGCCUCACAUCAGGGGUAAUGUCGGAUUCGUCUUCACGCGGGGUGACUUGAUAGAAGUGAGAGACAAAUUGCUGGAAAACAAAGUGCGCGCACCCGCCAGAGCGGGCGCCAUCGCACCUUUGAGCGUUAUCAUUCCCGCACAAAACACCGGACUUGGUCCUGAAAAAACAUCUUUCUUUCAAGCUUUGAGUAUUCCGACCAAGAUUUCCAAGGGUACUAUUGAAAUUAUAAACGACGUGCACAUCCUCAAACCUGGUGACAAAGUAGGUGCAUCCGAAGCUACUCUUUUGAACAUGCUGAACAUCUCUCCGUUCUCGUACGGAUUAAUAGUCGAACAAGUGUACGAUUCCGGUACCAUUUUCGCACCCGAAAUUCUGGAUAUCAAACCUGAGGACCUUCGGGAAAAGUUUAUGGCCGGAGUCGCGAACUUGGCCGCGGUUUGCUUGUCGAUUGGAUAUCCCACAGUCGCCAGCGCUCCGCACAGCAUAGCGAACGGUUUCAAAAACUUGUUGGCUAUUGUUGCAGUUACCGAGGUCGAAUUCGCGGAAGCCGCUACUAUAAAGGAAUAUAUUAAGGAUCCGAGCAAGUUUGCUGCCGCUGCUGCUGCUGCAGCUCCAGCGGCUGCAGCUGCUGAAGCUCCUGCUGCUGAAAAGAAGGAAGAAAAGAAAGAGGAGUCCGAAUCCGAAGAUGAUGACAUGGGCUUCGGAUUGUUUGACUAAAACAAUCUCAAAACAUAAUUUUUCAAUGGAAGAUCGAUCCAAAUUUUUUUUUUUGGAUCAUUUUAUAAGCACUCGUUGCUGACACUUAAUAAAACCUCCACUUAAAAAAAUAA